This is a messenger RNA of Arvicola amphibius (Eurasian water vole), 2746 nucleotides long. It is a transcript of the gene Nxpe4, whose product is annotated as neurexophilin and PC-esterase domain family member 4. NCBI's taxonomy places the organism in Eukaryota, Metazoa, Chordata, Mammalia, Rodentia, Cricetidae. The transcript has 7 exons. Bases 185 to 1852 code for a protein of 555 amino acids. The record is from RefSeq and is a predicted model, not a curated record.
GAGAAGACGUGGCAGUUGACAGUCAGGUGAGGAACCAACAGAAAUCCACAGCAUCUGGAGCUUCUAGGGCAUGGUUCUGAAGUGGGUGCCCUUGCUGGAUGUCAUCUGACGCACUGCAAUGUGAUUAGACGGUGAAAGCAAGCAGAUCUGGAGUCUGAGGCUAUCCAGGGCUACAUGGGAGUCUAUGGAAAACAGCGAGAAGAUGGAAAGGAUUCGAACGAUGAAAACGAUGACCAGUCGUAAGUCCCUGUGGGUGCUGCUGUUGAUAGUUAUCUUCUGGGUCUCUUUUACACUUUUCAGAAACCCAUUGAAGAUAUGGGCUACAUUCAAGUUUCCUGUGUCCUUCAGUGGCUGGAACUUGGUCAUGAAAUCCUCGUGUCCUACAGUGCUUCUGAACCCACCAGUCUCACCGAAAGAGACAGAGCUGAGAGUCCGGGAGGUCCUAGAGAAGCUAGAUCAGCAGAUCCCUCCCAGACCCUUCACCCACCUCAACACCACCACCAGUGCCACACACAGCACAGCCACCAUCCUCAACCCUCGAGACACAUACUGCAUGGGAGACAAGCUGGAUGUGCUGCUGGAAGCUAGGGACUACCUGGGACGCAGGAAGGAGUAUGGUGGGGACUUCCUGAGGGCCAGGAUAUCCUCCCCAGCCCUGAAGGCAGGAGCCUCUGGAAAGGUGACAGACUUCAACGAUGGCACCUACCUGGUCAGCUUCACUUUGUUCUGGGAGGGCCAGGUGGCCCUGUCUAUCCUGCUUAUCCAUCCCAGCGAAGGGGUGUCAGCCCUCUGGAGGGCCCGGAAACAGGGCUAUGACAGAAUCGUCUUCACUGGCCUGUUUGUCAGUGGAACCUCUCAGGUCCACACCGAUUGCGCCUUGGUUCUAAACUCAAGUGCCGAGUUGUGCCAAUAUCUGGACGCCCAGGAUCAAGAAGCUUUCUACUGUGUGAAGCCUCCAAACGUUCCCUGUGCUGCCCUCACCCACAUGCAUUCAAAGAACAAAAAAGUUUCCUAUCUUAGACAGCAAGAGAGGAGCCUCUUUGAACGGUCAAAUAUAGGUGUGGAGAUUAUGGGAAAACCCAAUGUGAUUAGUGUCUCCAAAUGCAACAAAGAAGCUGUUCCAGCAAAAGAGAGGUGCAAGCUCGGGAUGGUACCUGCAAUCCCCAGUGGGCAUGUCUGGAAAAACACGUGGAAUCCAGCUUCCUGUAGUUUGGCUCCAAUCAAAAUGAAAGACUGCCUGAGAGGAAAAUUCAUCCAUCUGAUGGGUGAUUCCACAAUCCGCCAGUGGAUGGAAUACUUCAAAAGCAAAAUCAACACACUGAGGUCUGUGGAUCUGCACGAGACUGGAAAACUGCAACACCAGCUCGCCGUGGACUUGGAUGAAAAAAUUAACAUCCAGUGGCAAAAACAUGGUUACCCCCUUAUUGGCUCAUUGGUCUACUCGGUCAAAGAGAUAGAGAACAUGGCACGGAUAAUUGACAGAACUGGAGGAGAGAAAAAUACGGUCAUCGUCAUUUCUCUGGGUCAGCAUUUCAGACCUUUCCCUAUUGAUGUUUUUAUCCGAAGGGCCCUCAAUGUCCACAAAGCUCUUCAGCGUCUUCUCCUGAGAAGCCCAGACACUGUGGUUGUCCUCAAAACAGAAAACAUCAGGGAGAUGACCAGUGACGUGGAAAGACUUAGUGACUUCCAUGGUUACACCCAGUAUCUCGCCUUAAAGGAUAUUUUCCAGGAUCUCAAUGUGGGUGUCAUUGAUGCCUGGGAUAUGACAAUUGCAUAUGGCACAAAUGAUGUUCAUCCACCACAGUAUGUGGUUGGAAGUCAAAUUAAUAUAUUCUUAAACUAUAUUUGCUAGGAAGCACAUAACUCUGAAAGUCACUCAUUGAAGCUGGAAGAUACGGUGAAUCCUGCUGGCAUGCCAGCUACCAGGAUAUCCCAGUUAGUCCAAGGAGGUAGACUAAAAUUCCAGUUUAUCCUAACAAAGCCCUAGACUGGGUUUCUGCUUCAGCUGAAGCUAAAAAGAAUCAAUGAAAGGUCCUAUCUGUUUUUUUUUAACCAGAGCCAUGCUGCUCUUCAUCAACUGGGAGUUAGGGUUCCUGUGGGUGAGACCUUCUCCCUGCCCCUACAAGUUCAGAAAAAUGAAGCAAUUUUGUAUAAAAAUUUUUUAAAGGUCUUUGAUUCCAUCUAUAAAUAUUUUUGUGGAGAAUUUUUACAUCCAUGUUCAUCAAGGAAAUUGAUUUGUGCUUUUUUUCUGGGUUGUGUCUCUGAGUUUGACAUCCGGGCGACACAGACUUCAAAGAAUGACUUGGGUAGCAUGCCUUCUGUCUGUGAUUUGUGGAAGAUCUAAGAAGUGUUGGUUAGGUUUCUCUAAUUUCAUAGUAUUCAGUAGUGAACCUGUUCAGGCCUGGACUUUUCUUUGGAGACCUUUAAUUACUGCUUCAAUUUCAUUGCUUUUUAUGGAUCUUUUUUAAUUGUUUCUAUUUUCUAGACUUAAAUUUUGAUAGGCCAUAUACUUUUAGAAAUUUGUCUCUCUUCUAGUCUUUACAGUUUUUUGGAAUAUAAGAUUUUGGAUCAACCAAAACAAAAUACGCACGGAAACACUACCGUGAAACCUAAUAUUUUGUAUGCUGAUUUUAGAAUAAAUAAAAAAUAUAUAAAAUUUUAAAAUGGAGAACAUAUUAAAGUAGCAAUGAAUAAUAGAAAAUAUUUUAGUGAUUUAUUAUUAUUAUAUAUUAGAUACAAAAUUAUA